UUUGUAUUUCAAUAAUUUUUUCUGCACCAAAGGAAGGAGUUUUAAAAUAAAUUACGGGCUAUUAAUAACACGCGCAACAUAAUGGAAUUUGCAUAAUAAAGCCAUUGAGCGGAGAUUCGUUUUUUAAUAAGUGCAACAAAGAAGUGGGAUACAAAAUGGCAUCGUACUAUGUGCUAUCGUUUAUAGUGUUGAUCACCCAUAACAUGGUGAUGAACUGUGCGUCGGCGGCGGUGCACGGGCACAGCGUGGACGCGGGCGAGCGCGCGGCCGACGGCGCCUACCGGCCGCGCGACGCCGGCCACUACAGCGACGGGGUGCACCACUCCGAGUUUGACCAUGAAGCCAUUUUAGGCAGUGUGAAGGAGGCGGAGGAGUACGACAGGCUCAGCCCCGAGGAGGCCAAGCAGCGGUUCUCGCAGCUGCUGCUGAGGAUGGACCUCAACGGGGACCAGUUCAUUGACCGCUCCGAGCUCAAGCAGUGGUUCCUCAAAACAUUUAGGAACCUAUCACGGGAGGAGGCGGAUGAGCGGUUCAGUGAGUCUGAUGCUGACAGCGACGGCCAGGUCACCUGGCGGGAGUACCUACAGGACUCCUUUGGGAUCGACGGCGAGGAGGAUCUUCAUGGAGAGGAGGAGGGCGAGACCGGAGUCUUGGUGAAGGAAGAGAGGGAGAUGUGGUACAAGGCGGACAAAGAUGGGGACAACAUCUUGGACAAAACUGAGUUUGAGGUGUUCAUAAACCCGGAGGAGCACGCGGAGAUGCACGCGCUGCUGGUGCGGAGGCAGCUGCGGGAGAAGGACGGCAACGGAGAUGGAGUGGUCGACUUCAACGAGUAUGUGGGGCAGAGGGGUAACCAGCAAGACAAGGAGUGGUAUAUCUCUGAGCAGCACAAGUUCAAGCACGAGCUGGACGCGAACGACGACGGCGUGCUCGACGAGAACGAGGUCAAGGGCUGGAUCAUACCCAAUAACGAAGAGCUAGCGGAAGAAGAGCUAGAACACAUGUUCGAGCUAGCAGACGACGACCGCGACGACCGGCUCUCCUUCGACGAGAUGCUGCGCCACCACCGCGUGUUCGUGGGCUCGGCCGACGACCGCGACGACCACGACGACCGCUUCGACGACGAACUGUAGGACGACGAGAUGAGCGUGUUUGAGUACUGCUGCAAGGACGCUCUUCAGACGCUCUCGUUCCACACGCUGGUGUAUCUGUAUCUCAGAGGUAGACAGUAUUGAGUACAGUUUUAGUUUUGCUUUAGAUAUUGUGAUUU
Plutella xylostella (diamondback moth) is the source of this 1270-nucleotide messenger RNA. Its product is annotated as reticulocalbin-2. The record is from RefSeq and is a predicted model, not a curated record. Gene Ontology annotation, cellular component: endoplasmic reticulum. Lineage: Eukaryota; Metazoa; Arthropoda; Insecta; Lepidoptera; Plutellidae. Gene Ontology annotation, molecular function: calcium ion binding.